CGAGAUCAUAACUAGCCUAGCAACCAUUGACGCUUUCGGUUUCAAACUAUAUCAAUACGCAAUAUAUUAUCCCAGCUUUAGAUCAUUUAUUUUUAUAGAAUAUGAAAUAUAUCAGGUAAAAUCAUAGAAGACAUCGAUUCAAAUGCAUGGUAUCCAUCUGUUCCCGCUGUAGAGAGGUACCGUAUGCACUAUUUGUUUGAAAAAAUAACUUCCGGUGAGACCAGUGGCCAGGGCUCUUGGACAUGAUGUAGGCCUAAUUGUUGAAAUAAGUUUCCAAUUCUCACGUUUAAAAUGCCAUAGGUGUGUUAACAAGGAAUGGAUUAGAUACUAAAACCAUUUAACGACCUAAACGGAUACUGGCCUAAAUCUACGCGUAGAAAAAAAUCACAGGACUGUCAAGUGACAGGAUCUUUAUGUAUGCCAUGGUUCAUAGUACAAAUUAAGAUUGUGGUUUGGAUUUACUGAAACCCUGACUUAGUCUUUUAAUUACUCUACACGUGGUUAUUAAUUGUUAACAACAUGUCGGCACAUACAGAACAGUCUCGACGGAGGAGCACAGACAAGGGAACACAAAAUCUAUCUUUCAGUUUGCCUGCUCUCGCAAGAUACCAUGGAGUACCAAAACGAUACGAGGAGACCAGGCCAGUGCUGAUUCAGGGUCACGCCCACAGGAGAAUACUUAAUAUUGGCCAUGACCUGCACAGACAGACCUUGGACAUUGCUGAGCUGGAAAAGCUGAAAUCGAUCCGAGAUGCAGAAAAAGCACUGUGGGCAGAGGCAGAGCAGAUCAAAGCUGCUGCUGUCACAAAGGCACGAGAAGAGGCUGCCAUAGAACAGGAGCGUGUUAUUGAGAAAUUCAAUAAAGUUCAUCAAAAGGCCCUGAAGGAGGAGGCACUGCGCGUUGAGAUGGCCAUGCAGAAACUUGCCAUCGAGCAGGUGAAACAGGCACGCAUGGAAGGGGAGGAACGUCUACGUGAGGCUGUCCAAGCUGCCGAGGAGAAGGGACGUGCUGAGCUCAAGGUUGCUGUAGAGACUGCCAGGAAGGAAGAGAAGGAAAUGGCUGCCAACGAGGUGGCACGCAUCAUAAGAAUUCAUGAAGACAAGUUUAAAGCUGAAGUGGUUAAGGCAAAGGAAGAGAAAAGGAUAGCUCUGAUCGAAUUAGAGAAGAAAAAGGAUAGCGAGCGAGUGAAGGCUGUCGCAGAAGUGGAGCAACGUGAACGAAGCAUCGCUGCAGAGAAAAUCAAAGAACUUACCAAGGUAUUUCAACAGAAAAUAACAUUACUAGGGCUGGAAAUACAGGAAAAACUGGCAGAAAUAAAGAAACGAGAGGAGAGAAUUCUUGAAGUUGAAGCAGAAAAGAAAAUUGUUGAAGCAGUAUUAGCAGAAACACAGAGAGAUUUUCAGGACUUUAUAGAUCGUAUUCAACACUUUGAGGAUAAGACAGGCCAGGCUGACUACAUGGUGCGACCUGUCUACCUAGAGGAAAUAGUCAAAAUUCAAACAAUGAAACCCUGUGUGUAAGGACCACAAGUUUUGAGAUAUGUGAUUGUAUAUGUCAUGGUAAAUAUUUUCACAAACCUGUCUGAUCAUAAAUUUUUAAAAUUCACCUUUUUGAAAUAUUUUGAAAUAGCCAUUCUGUAUUUCAGCUAUACUAAUUGUACAGUAUCUGUAUUAAUGUGUUUUGGUACAAAGCAGUACAUUUUUGUAAAUCAUGACAUUUUUCUUUUCAAACAAAAUUGAUAUCCUUGGAUACCCUAAAUUACAAUAUCUAUGCAACAUUUUUAUACAAAAGACUAUGUACAUAAGCUUUAUAUAUAUAGUGGGAAUGCUUAUUAAAAUGAAACACAGACCCAUUGUUAUUUAUUGUUAUUGUCUAAUUUGAAGUGUUUUUGGGAGCUGUAGUUGUUAAGAUUUUCCUAAUUUGUUAAUUGAUUUUGCUAAAUAUCCUACCCUGGCAAGUUAAUUGCUUUGAAGUCAAUUAUCUGCAAAACAUUUUUUUUUUUUUUUAAUCACAACACAGCUACACUUUGAUACAUAUACACUGACCUUUGUUAGAAAGGGUGGCUGAUAAUACUUGACAAUUAUUUAGUAACAUUGACAAAUAAAUUUGUAAUUAUAGUUAAUGGCAAUUUUAUCAGCAUUAUUGUUUUUAUAAAUUAUUAAAACAUAUUUCGGAUCUGUAAUAAAUUUGUAGUGAAAAUGAACUGCAUAAUAACUUAGCCGAACUCUAUUUUUAUACCAGAUUAUAACAUUUUUAUUGAGAUAACAGUUGCAGAUAGUUAGAUAUUAUACAAGUUAGCACUACAGAUCACCAGAAGCCUUAUUUUGUUAUUGUUACAUUGUUUCGUGUUUUGAGAAUUACACUGGUUGACAUGUAACCUUGUUUAUUUGUUAAAGCCUCAUUUGUUGACUGUUGGUGUUGGGGUGUUAAUUUUGGUGAUGGGAUAUUUCAGUUUUGAAAAGUUGUCUUCUAGAACUUAUUUCCAAAACAAAAGCCUAAAAUAAAACAAGAGGCACAUAUGGCCUGUAUCUCUCACCUGGAUAUAUAUAUGGCAGUGGUUAUGGCAAAACACAUUUCUACAGAAGAAAGAUUUCGAAGAGUUUGAUAUAUUUUCCCAUUUUGGCCCUUUAAACACAAAAUUGGUCCCCCUUUAACCAAGGAUGCUUCAGACCAAAUCCUUUCAUUCUUGCAGAAGAAAGAGGAUUUUAAAGAAUUUGCUAUGCUUUCCCUAUAGGGCCCACCUCUCACACCCCAGGGGACCAAGCCCACAGUUUAUACAAAAUUCCUGUUCCCCUUUUUCAAAGGAUACUUCAGACCAAACUUGGUCAAAAUCCAUCAUAUCCUUUUUGACUUGUAGCAAUUUAAAUGACUUGCUUGGAUUGAAAUCCCCUCUUAGGGUCUCAAAAUUAAUUUGGUCCUUUAUGGCUAGUGGUGAUAUAAAGGAAUAGUUGACAGUCGGAUGAUGGAUGUCUUUAAGACCAGUUGAGCUUAAAAUGUGACAAAGUGGUACGGGUACAUAUAUAUAUACAAUACAUACUGGGUUUUUAGGAAAGGCUUUGUUUGGAUUGCUAAUGUCAACAAGUGUUUUCUUCUCAUUAUCUUAAUUAUAAUGCUGCAUGUACUAGUGAGUGUUAAUAAGUUUGAUGACUUUCAGACUGCCCUCUUCUAUCUUUUCUCCGCCUACUGCUUUAAUCACAUACCGAUGUUACUGAAAUGUAUUUACAAACUAGUCCGGAAAUCACUGGUUUACAUGAAAUCUUCUAUUUUUUUUUCUUAUUCAACCUUUUUGUUGUUGUUUUAAACAGUAUUAACUUCAUGUGUCAACUUAAGUGAACUUUACAUUUUCUUAUAUAUUACAUAUAUA
This is a messenger RNA of Pecten maximus, 3365 nucleotides long. RefSeq lists its product as uncharacterized. The record is from RefSeq and is a predicted model, not a curated record. NCBI's taxonomy places the organism in Eukaryota, Metazoa, Mollusca, Bivalvia, Pectinida, Pectinidae.